Molecule: messenger RNA, 2364 nt
Organism: Gossypium raimondii (Peruvian cotton)
Lineage: Eukaryota; Viridiplantae; Streptophyta; Magnoliopsida; Malvales; Malvaceae
Product: protein DETOXIFICATION 43
Exons: 13
Coding region: 272-2092 (606 amino acids)
Biological process (GO): transmembrane transport
Cellular component (GO): membrane
Molecular function (GO): xenobiotic transmembrane transporter activity; antiporter activity; citrate transmembrane transporter activity
Source: RefSeq, a predicted model, not a curated record
GGCAAAGCGAGGUGUAGGUUUGGCAAUUGGUGAACAAGUUAGCGUUGGCAUUGGCAUUGGUAUCGGCUUUGAACCGAACACAAGAAAAGAAAAGAAUCUUCCAUGGAGGCAAACGACAGGGAGUAAUCUGCGGAAAAGUGAUUUGUCUAAUAUAUUAAUGAAUCCGAUCGGGGACUUAGCUCAUAAGAACUCAGAAGUUUCAGGGUGGAACCAUAAGCAUCACUAGCCUUCAACUAUAUAACAGUACUUUAAACUUUGAGGUUGAUUGCCAAUGAGUAUCAUGGCUGAGAAUGGUAUUAUGCACCCACCUGAGAGCAAAUGGAGCCUGUUGGGAGUGCCUGUUUUUGUCCUCUUUAAGGAUGCAAGACUUGUUUUCAAAUUGGAUUCACUUGGCCUGGAGAUACUAAGGAUCGCAUUUCCUGCUGCCUUGGCCUUAGCUGCUGAUCCCAUUGCUUCUCUGAUUGACACUGCCUUCAUUGGGCGUAUAGGACCGGUGGAGCUAGCUGCUGUAGGAGUUUCCAUUGCUAUAUUCAAUCAAGCAUCAAGGAUUACUAUUUUCCCGCUGGUUAGCAUGACAACUUCUUUUGUAGCUGAAGAAGAUACACUUGCAAAGAUUAGCCCUGAAGCCGUAAAAUCUGAAGAUUUGGAAAAGAAUGAACCCAAAAACAAUGAAAUGAAAGAAUUGAUGAGGCCAGAAGAUGUAGUGGCAGCCAACUUGGAAAACGGUCCAGGUGCUGCAGCUACAAACACUGAUACAAAAGAGACAGAGGAUGGUACAUAUAUAACUCUCUCUCUCUCUCUCUCUCUCUCUCUCUCUCUCUCUCUCUCUCUCUCUCUCCCCGAUAUGUUAAAACAUAGAUAUAAUUUGAGAUUACAUUGGAGCAUGCAGCUUCUGGUAUGCUCUUCUAAUAAGACAUUUUGGCUGGUGAUUUAUUCGUCAGGUUCUUCCAACACAAGUAAGGAUCCGCCUGUAGUUGAUAGCAAAGCUCAAAAUGCUCAAGUGAAAAAGGGAAAAAGACAUAUCCCGUCAGUGUCAACAGCAUUGAUUCUGGGUUUAAUGCUUGGUCUCCUUCAAGCUAUAUGCCUUGUUUUUGGAGCAAAAGCUCUCCUUCGUGUGAUGGGUGUGAAACCUGAUUCCCCUAUGCUAAACCCAGCACUAAAGUACUUGACUUUGAGGUCAUUAGGCGCUCCUGCAGUUCUUCUAUCCUUAGCCAUGCAAGGGGUUUUCCGAGGAUUUAAGGAUACAAAAACACCUUUAUAUGCAACAGUUGCAGGAGACCUGACAAAUAUCAUUUUGGACCCUAUAUUUAUCUUUGUCUUAAAACUAGGUGUCAGUGGUGCAGCCAUAGCACAUGUCCUUUCUCAGUAUUUGAUUUCACUCAUCCUCUUAUGGCGAUUGAUGAAACAAGUUAAUCUCUUACCCCCAAAUAUGAAAGACCUACAAUUUGGAAGAUUUCUUAAAAAUGGUUUUCUUUUAUUAGCAAGAGUGAUAGCAGUCACAUUCUGUGUGACAUUAGCAGCAUCAAUGGCUGCUCGGCUUGGUUCAACACCUAUGGCCGCAUUUCAAAUCUGCUUACAGGUCUGGAUGACAUCAUCUCUUCUUGCUGAUGGUUUAGCUGUCGCUGGACAGGCAAUUCUUGCUUGUGCAUUUGCUGAGAAGGACUACAAGAAGGUAACAGCUGCAACAUCUCGGGUAUUGCAGAUGAGUUUUGUGCUUGGUGUGGGGCUUGCUGUGGCGGUUGGAGCUGGUUUAUACUUUGGGUCAGGGAUCUUUUCGAAAGAUGCUAGUGUUCUUCAUCUUAUCAGUAUAGGAGUACCGUUUGUAGCAGCUACACAGCCAAUCAACUCAAUUGCUUUCGUGUUUGACGGUGUCAACUUCGGAGCAUCUGACUUUGCAUACACAGCUUACUCCAUGGUAUUUGUAGCUGGAGCAAGCAUUGCAUCAUUGUUCAUUCUCUCCAAAAGCAAUGGAUUUAUAGGGAUAUGGGUUGCAUUAACCAUUUACAUGGUUCUCCGCAGCUUUGCUGGUGUUUUGAGGAUGGGGACUGGAACUGGACCUUGGCGCUUCCUAAGAAGUAGACCCAUCGCAUAGGAUAGGGAACUAAAAAUUUUCAGCUUUAUAAUGAAGCUAUAUAUAAAAUAUGUAUUAUUCAUACAGAUAUAGAUAUAGAUAUUACUUGUACGUGUGUUUUGCAUGGUGGUUGUUUGUUUGUUUGUUUUGGUAAGGGUAAAAAGUAGGGAUAUUAGUAGCUGCCAUCGUCUUCUUUGAUAUGGUGUUGUUUUUAAUGUUUUGCGCAGAUGCAAAAAUAAAAUCUGAUGCAAAAAGUGUACAGCAUAGCUGAUGCCACUCUUUGUUUCAACAAA